AUGUCGUUCAAAUUCACGUUAGUGUACUUGGAUGACAUUUUGGUGUAUAGCAAGACGUUCGACGAACAUUUGGUACACCUGAAGGCAGUGUUUGACAAGCUAAGGGAGGCUAACUUGAAAUUGAAGCCCUCUAAAUGCAAAUUUGCUGUCAAACAAGUGGGAUUCCUUGGACAUGUCAUUACCAAAGAAGGUAUAAAGACUGAUCCAGGUAAAAUAGAGGCUGUUAAGUCUUUUCCCAGACCUAAGAAUGUAGGUGACUUGAGAAGCUACUUAGGGUUGUGUGGGUACUACAGAAAGUUUGUCAAGGACUAUGCCCACAUUGUGGCUCCAUUGAAUAAAUUACUUGGUAAGGACGUACCAUUUGUUUGGUCAGAUGAUGCUGACAAGGCAUUUCAGACCUUGAAACAGGCACUUAUAUCAUCUCCAAUUCUGGUUUUUCCUGACUUCAACAAACCCUUCAUUCUGUACACAGACAGUAGCUCUUUUGCCAUAGGAUUUGUCCUAGGCCAGAAAGACUCUGAAGGUAGAGAAAGAGUGGUAGCCUAUGGUGGCAAGAGCCUGAACAAAACACAAAGACAAUACCACAUCACAUUGAAGGAAUGUUUGGCAUUGGUCACAGGUGUCAAGCACUUCCACCUCUAUCUGGCUCCGAAUAAGUUUCAGGUUAUUACGGAUCAUGCCGCUCUGAGAUACCUGAAGAGCAUCAAAGACCCUACAGGUAAACUGGCAAGGUGGUCAUUGAUGCUUACUCAGUAUGACUAUGAGGUGAUAUACCGUCCAGGUGCUAAGCAUGGCAAUGCAGAUGCCUUGAGCCGUGGAGUGUCUCAGGUGUCUGUGAUAACCCAUGUCCAGGAGAAAACUGGUCUGACAGUAGACAAACUGCGCAGCCUACAGUUGGCUGAUGAGAAGUUCAAACGCAUCAUUGAUUAUCUGGAAUCAGAUGUGUUGCCAGAUGAUGAUGAGAAGGCACGACGAGUCUUGUUGGAGGCUGAUGAUUUUAUGAUGGAGGAUGGUAGACUGAAGACCAGCCCCUUUCAUCCGGAGACAAACAGUCAUGCUGAGCGCAUGAACAGUGUUAUUGGUCAAUCACUCAGGAUCUAUGGUGACAAGGCACAGGAAAACUGGCCGAAGCUGUUACCAAGUAUUCUAGCGGGUUACAGGAUGAGUCCUGCAGUCAGUUCGACGGGUUUCUCACCAUACUUCAUGGUGUUUGGCAGGGAACCUAGGUUACCAAUCGACAAUGUACUAGAGCCUCGCACGCAAGGUCUUUCAGUAAAAACACGUACUGACUUAAGGCAGUUGCUUGGUGAUAUCGAGGUUACCAGAGAGAUUGCACGUGAGAAUGUACAGAUUGCUCAGGAAGCAUACAAACAACAGUUUGACAAGAAGUCAGCUGAACCUCCAUACCGUGUGGGAGACAGGGUAUGGCUUUACUGUUCUAAAGUGCCAAUAGGGUUUAGUAGGAAACUCUACAAGUCGUGGCAAGGACCAUUUUAUGUGGUAUGGAAAUAUCCAUCUCACACAUUUCAGUUACGCAGAUGUGGUGAUGACAAACUGAUCAGAUCACCCAUUCAUGCAAAUAGACUGAAACCGUAUAUCAGUCCAGACGCUCGCCCUUUGGCAAUACCGUUAGACUUAUCUGACGAUGAGGAACCAGAUCCUGACAUGAUACCUGACAAUGAGGUUGUUGUGUCAGAACAGGAGGCAUGUCCUUCAUCAGCUGAUGAGUUGACAUCAGAUGAAGGGGAUACUGAUGCACAUGAAACGGCAGGCGCGGCAAACGAAGACGCCACUGCUGAGAUUGAGACUAGUCCUGAAAUGGAGGACAGGCAGAUCGAAGCCUUAGAGAAAUGUAUGUCGGAUCGCCGAGGUAAAUGGUAUAAGGUCCGAUAUGCCGGUGUCUCAAAAAGAGAAUGGGUUCUAAGAGAAUUUCUCCCAUCAGAGGUUGUGGAGGACUUCCACAUCAGGAGGACAAUGAAAGGUAAGGCGAAGCGGAAACACAAAAGUAAACAAUAG
This is a messenger RNA of Haliotis rufescens (red abalone), 2016 nucleotides long. RefSeq lists its product as uncharacterized. Bases 1 to 2016 code for a protein of 671 amino acids. The transcript has 3 exons. Gene Ontology annotation, molecular function: nucleic acid binding. NCBI's taxonomy places the organism in Eukaryota, Metazoa, Mollusca, Gastropoda, Lepetellida, Haliotidae. The record is from RefSeq and is a predicted model, not a curated record.